Molecule: messenger RNA, 1512 nt
Organism: Blepharisma stoltei
Lineage: Eukaryota; Ciliophora; Heterotrichea; Heterotrichida; Blepharismidae
Source: the annotation of a GenBank genome assembly
AUGAAUCUUUUGCAACCUCCCACAAUUCUAUACUCCCCAGGAAGCACAAGUGUCAAAUCAACCCAAAAAGUUCUCAAAAUUAGACGUCGCGUCCAGCCUGCACAAAAUUUAGAUAAUGCUGCAACUCAUAAAAUAGUCAAAGUUGCUCACAAAGCAAUCAAGCCAAAACCAUCUGAAAUUCCUCUGCCUGGGUCAAUGGAAGAAGAUUUUUUAUUAGAAAGUGAAGGAAAUCCUAUUCAAUUUUAGAAAUAAAUUGUGGCGCUGAUGGAAAUUUUGCUCCGCACUCCCUAUGGAGCAGGUAGGAGUCUAUCUAAUAAAACUGAAGCAGGGACUCUGUCAUUUUUGAAGUUUGCCUUCAGGCUUGGCCAUGCCUUGCCGAGGGAGGGAAUACAUAAAUGAGGCUGGAAAUCCGAACCUACCGACUCAGUCUUGUCGAAGAGGGAAGCUUUUUCUCCCCAAAGGGUUUUUGUCCUGCCAGAUGGGCUAGAUUUGCCUACCACAUGGCCUUCCCUUGUCAGGACCAUCGGAGUACUCUCAUCUUAAUCGCUUAAUUUAUAAUUUAUUCACUUUUUGCGAGUGAAAAAUCCAAGUACAGGAAAUUUUGAAAUGAAUCACAGGAUAUUCCGUGCUGACUAUUCUGAAGACCCAAAGCCACCUGCUUCAAAAACUCCAAAAACCAUUGAAUUUUUUACUAAAAUCAAAAAAUCUGUAAAGGUUCUAGCUGAAAACGAGAGUCCACCGCCCCUAAAAGUAUCAAGCCUUCGUAAUUUAUUCCGCAAACAAACUUCUCUAGUAAGCCCUGAAGCAAAAUACAAUGAAAAAUUAAUGCAAAUUAAAGAAGGCAUGAAAAAAGAAGCAGAAACUGAAGAAAAACUAUUAAAAUCUUUAAAAACAGGCCAAAGGAUAACUGAAACAAAGCAAACUCACUGCCUAGAAAAUUAUUAUUCAAAAACUAAUUAUUGGCAUAAAAUUGCUGAAAAUUUAUCACAAAAAGUGAAUAAACAGCCACAAGAUUUAAUGCUAAAUUCAGCUCCUAAUUUUAGGCAGAAAAAAGAAGAAUGCGAGCUUCUCGAUAAAAUUUCUCCAUUAAGGGAUAAAUAUGGAAAUUUAGCAUGAUAUUUGACACUUAGGCAAUGGCCUGAAUCAGAAAUACCUGGUGAAGUAUGAAUUCCUAUAGGUAGCCAAUUAACUGGUCUUUAUACACCAAUUCGCCAUAGAUGUAAUACAGCUCAGGAAGUUAUAAGAACUGUAGGGUCACAUGCCAGCUCUAGGGGAAGUUUACGAUCUUCUCAGUAUUUUCGAAGAAAAAUUAAAGAAAAUAGACAAAAAAAAGAAGAAAUUUUAAUUGACAAUGAAUUUGAUGAUAUGAUGGUUCAAGGUGAAGCAAAAUUCCCUAUUGAAAAAUCAGCUGCUGAGAAUAUAGGAGUCAAAUUUGUGACAACUGAUAUUGGAAACAAUAUUUUGCCAGAGCAGACAAUUGAAUUGAAUUAUGAAGUAAAAGUAAAAUAUUAA